Messenger RNA from Nerophis lumbriciformis (worm pipefish), 3195 nucleotides. It is a transcript of the gene esr1, whose product is annotated as estrogen receptor 1. Gene Ontology annotation, cellular component: nucleus. The record is from RefSeq and is a predicted model, not a curated record. Gene Ontology annotation, biological process: regulation of DNA-templated transcription; steroid hormone receptor signaling pathway. Gene Ontology annotation, molecular function: sequence-specific DNA binding; steroid binding; zinc ion binding. NCBI's taxonomy places the organism in Eukaryota, Metazoa, Chordata, Actinopteri, Syngnathiformes, Syngnathidae.
GUCCAGCUGGAUGUGCGAGGGAUAAACGAGGCAAGCACAGCGGCACAGAGGAUGACUCCUGUUUGACGAGGCACAGCCCGGCGAAGAGCAGGAAGCCUUGUGGACCUCCGCCGAGACCCGGGAUCCGCCCAGCCGCCCCAGAGCUGGAGAGCCUGACCCCGCCGCGCCUGUCGCCCCCACUUCGCGGCAUGUUCCCCGAAGAGAGCCGGGGGUCCGGAGGGGUCGCAACAGUGGACUUCCUGGAGGGGACGUAUGACUAUGCCACCCCGACCCCUACCCCGCUCUACAGCCACCCCACUCCGGGCUACUACUCGGCGCCCAUGGACACCCAAGGACCUCCAUCGGACGUCAGCCUUCAGUCGCUGGGCAGCGGGCCCACCAGUCCUCUCGUCUUUGUGCCCACCAGCCCCAGGCUCAGUCCCUUCAUGCACCCCCCCAGCCAUCACUACCUGGAAGCCACUUCAACUCCUGUCUACAGGUCCAGCGAACCGGCCGGCCAGCAGCAGGCCACCAGUGAUGAGCAGUGCGGCACCAGCACGGAGCCUUACGUUGUGGGGGGGUCGGAGGCCGCCGCCGCUGGAGUGUUUGAAAUGGCCAAAGAGACGCGCUUCUGUGCCGUGUGCAGCGACUACGCCUCUGGCUACCACUAUGGGGUGUGGUCCUGUGAGGGAUGCAAGGCCUUCUUUAAGAGGAGCAUCCAAGGCCACAAUGACUACGUGUGCCCUGCAACCAAUCAGUGCACUAUUGACAGGAAUCGAAGGAAGAGCUGCCAAGCGUGCCGACUAAGGAAGUGUUACGAAGUGGGCAUGAUGAAAGGAGGUGUACGCAAGGACCGCGGCCGUGUUUUACGCCGGGACAAGCGGCGCACCGGCACAGCUGAGAAGACCGCCAAAGAGGGGGAGCAUAGAAAAGUGUCCCCCCAGGACGGGAGAAAACUGGGUAGCAGUGCUGGUGGGGGAAGAUCAUCAGUGACAGACAUCCCUUCUGACCAGGUUCAUUUCAAACACAUGAACGGAUUUAUUGUUUACAAUCGUUGCAAAUAUGCUAAUUAUGUUCUGCGUCAUCAGGUGCUACUCCUGUUGCAGGGGGCCGAACCGCCGAUAUUGUGUUGCCGGCAGAAGCUGAGCCGACCUUACACGGAGGUCACCAUGAUGACCCUGCUCACCAGCAUGGCUGACAAGGAGCUGGUCCACAUGAUCGCUUGGGCCAAGAAGCUUCCUGGUUUCCUGCAGCUGUCUCUGCACGACCAGGUUCAGCUGCUGGAGAGCUCCUGGUUGGAGGUGCUGAUGAUCGGCCUCAUCUGGAGGUCCAUCCACUGUCCCGGCAAGCUCAUCUUCGCUCAGGACCUCAUUUUGGACAGGGCUGAAGGAGAUUGUGUUGAAGGCAUGGCUGAGAUCUUUGACAUGCUGCUGGCCACUGCCUCGCGUUUCCGCAUGCUCAGACUCAAGCCUGAGGAGUUUGUCUGCCUCAAAGCAAUCGUCUUGCUCAACUCUGGCGCGUUUGCGUUCUGCACGGGUACGAUGGAGCCGCUCCACGACAGUGUGGCUGUGCAAGGCAUGCUGGACACCAUCACCGACGCCCUCAUACAUCACAUCAGCCAAUCAGGGUGCUCCGUGCAGCAGAAGGCCAGGCGCCAGGCCCAGCUGCUCCUCUUACUGUCUCACAUCAGGCACAUGAGUAACAAAGGCAUGGAGCACCUGUACAGCAUGAAAUGUAAGAACAAAGUGCCACUUUACGACUUGCUGCUGGAGAUGCUGGACGCUCACCGCCUGCACCGUCCGGUCCAAGUGCCUCCCGGUGGAAGCGGUAGCGAUGGCCCCUCUUUCAGUUCUGGAGGCAGCAGCCAAGAAAGCCUCAGCAGAGCCCCUCCAUGUCCAGGCGUCCUGCAAUUCGGAGGGUCCCGCUCCGACUGCGCUGACAUCUUAUGAGAUGGAGCUUAAACGGAACAAAAUAUCAGCGUAGUAGUGGAGGUGAUUUCAUGAUUGAGAUGAUUUAUCCAUUUCUGUGGUUUGUUCAGGCACAAAUCAUCACUUUUGACAUCGCAAGUGCCAGCUUACAUCACAUUGUAGCCAACUGUGAGCUACUCUCAUUCCAAUUAAUGAGCAGCUAUUCUUCAUUUUCCCAUUCAACCAAAGUGCACUUCCUCUUUAAGGGGCUAUUGGGCAUUACUUUCAUCUUUUUUGCAAAAUGUGAUUCAAAGUGUAAUUUAUUUUAGAUUUCAACUGCCAGCUGAGAUCAACAUGUCUGAUGUUGUGCUUUCGUCAUGUUUGGAAACAAUAUGAACUGAUAAGUCAAAUGUUUGUCUUUCUGUCUGCUGUGUUGGUGAUGAAUUAAAAAAAAGUACAGCGUCUAAUCCAUUGGUUCUUAACCUUGUUGGAGGUACCGAACCCCACCAGUUUCAAAUGCGCAUUCACCGAACCCUUCUUUAGUGAAAAAUAAAACAAUUUUUUUUUCAAAUUCAAGACAAAGUUAUAUGUUUUUGGUAACACUUUGGUAUGGGGAACAUAUUCUAAGUAACAAAGACUUAAUUUAGAGUUAUUUGGACACUAGGGGAACAUAUUCUAAGUAAUAAAGACUUAAUUUAGAGUUAUUUGGUUAGGGUUAGAAGGUUAGGGUUAUAAAAAGGCCAUGCCGAAUAAGGCAUUAAUAAGUACUUAAUAAUGACUAGUUAAGAGUCAAUAUGUUACUAAUUUGCAUGUUAAUAUCAACUAAUUAAUGGUGAAUAUGUUCCCCAUACUAAAGUGUUACCUUGUCUUUUUACUGGUGCAUAAAAUGAACCGUUCAUGAACAUCACCUUGUUCAAACAACAAAACUAACACAGUGCAUAAACUAACAACAAAUUACACACAUGCAAAUCAGUCAACUGUUGAUGUAUCCGUAAUACGCCAAUAGGGAGAAGUUUGUAUUUACACGAUGAGUCGGGUGUGUUUUGACCUCCGCCGAACCCCUAGGGUUCGAUCGAACCCAGGUUAAGAACCACUGGUCUAAUCCGAGUCAAAUUGUAUCAUCUGUUAACUUUGAACAUUUGCUUUCCAAAGUAAACUUGUUUUGUAUUAAAUGUACACAGCUCGAAAGACAUGAAGGGAACACUUCGCUCUUAAUGAAUUAAAUAUUCCAAUUGAAAUCUGUUUCUUUCUUGGUGGAACAAAAUAGGAAUGAUCAAUGGAAAAAAGUAACUCAUGGUGGUCUGGAGUC